AUGGCGUCUUUCACUGCGGUUGUUUGCGUUUUCUUACCAUUUCAUCUUUACUCAAUAAAGUUUUGGAGUAUUUUUGACUGGUUUUACUGCAGUAUUGUCUUGGACUCUCCAGACUACAGACUGUACAAUAAAUACAAAUCCAGGCUCGAUGACUUGUGGAAGACUAUUGGUUUGUCAAUCAGCACAAUCAACAGAGAAACCAAAUUCUCUACACUGUGUAAAAUAGAAGAAGACCUCAACCAAGCAUACGAGAAACUCAGUUUGAUCAGAGAGGACUUUACGCACUUUCUUCAAAGGACAAAAACAGAAGAGAGUGAAAAUUACUUAAAAGAUGUGAUUAUUGUGUUCGAUGAAAGAACAGUAAUAGUAGAAGAAGCAUUUCGGAACAUUAGUGAGUUAAAGGAAAUCGCAAUAGAAACAGCUUCAGUUGUUUCCCGUGUCACAUCUCGGAAGUCUCGGUCCAGUGGAUCACAAGUAGACACUGUUGUAGCCCUCAAACGCGCUAAGGCUCAAGCAGCAAGAGUGAGAGUCAGAUAUGCUGAAGAAGAAAAUCUAGUACUUAGAAGGAAAGCACAGCUGGAAGAGCAACAGACCUUAUCCGCAGCUAAAGAAAAGGCAUACAUAGAAAGAUCUAAACAAGAAUGUGAGGCAGAACUUAAACUGUUGGAAGAGAAGAAGGCAGCUGCGGAAGUUGACGCAGAACUGCACGCACUUGAACUUGAGGCGGAAGAACGUGGUUCUGUUAUUUGUGCACUACCAAGAGAAUCAGAAAACACUCAACAAAGAACAGCUAAGUACGUAGAGGCUCGUAGGUUGAAUUUCACACCCGAUCCUGAGGAUGAAAACUUAACAUCACAUCACCGUACUGAAAAUUCUUGUGAUAUAGAGCCACCUACCAACAACAUUUACGAAAGAGGAGGCCUUUCAGCUCCAACAAUGUUAACGACAGCUCCAAUUGAAAUAAGCAAUCAACUGUCAGAAUUCACACGUUUCUUAUUAAAGAAUGAUCUUUUGAUGUCAAGACUCAGGAACUUUGAUGAUAAAGCAGAGUCUUUUGUAGCAUGGAAAAUGACUUUCCAAAAUAUCGCCAAAGAAUUGAGUGUGUCUACAGAAGAAGAAAUAGAUUUGUUAAUUAAGUUCUUAGGGCCAGAUUCAUCGAAACAUGCCAAUAGCAUCAAGACCGCUAAUUACCAUGAUUCUAAACGAUGUCUUCACAGAAUCUGGGAACGUCUCAGUGAUAGAUAUGGCUCUCCAGAAAUGGUGGAAUCUGCCUUAAAGCAGAAACUCGCGAACAUACCCAAGUUGACGGAUAAAGACAAUAAAAGACUUUACGAACUCUGUGAUGUUUUGAGUGAGGUAGAAGCACUUAAAGAAGAUCAAAUAUAUGCUUUGCUUCUAGCAUAUUUUGACUCCUCUGCAGGCAUCUUACCCGUCUUAAACAAACUGCCACAUUCGAUCCAGGAGAAGUGGACAAACCAUGCCGUGAACUAUAAAAAGAGAAACGAUGUGUCUUUCCCACCCUUUUCAGUGUUUGUAGAAUUUAUGAGAGACAUAAGCAGGGUGAAGAACGAUCCAAGCUUUCAGUAUGGUGGAAUCCAGUCGUCGACAGAAAAACCAUUUGUCUCUAAGACAAAGAACUUUCACGUGACAGCGAAGAAAACAAUUUCUCAACAGGAAGUUCACGAGGAACCAGACAAGGAGUGUCCUCUACAUCACACAAAGCACCCAUUAAAUGACUGCAGAGUCUUUAGAAACAAAUCAUUAGAAGAAAGAAGAAAAUUUGUGAAAGAAAAUGGCAUCUGCUUCAAAUGUUGUGAAUCAACUAAACACACUAAAAGGAACUGUCGGAAGGAUAUCAAGUGUACCGAGUGCAACAGUGACACACAUCCCUCUGCUUUACAUGGCAUACUUCAGCAAGUAAGAUCCCUCGGAGUGCCCAGAGCUGACGGCGGGGAGGGAGAGAAAAGGGCUGACAUUGUAGACACCAAAUGCACACAGAUUUGUAAAAAUGUCAGUAGCGUCAGCAGAUCAUGUUCCAAAACUGUUCUCGUUAAUGUCUACUGUGAAGGAUUUCCCAACAAUGCAGUGAAACUUUAUGCGAUAAUAGAUGACCAGAGCAAUCGAUCACUUGCAAAAUCAAAAUUACUUGAUGAUCUGCAGGUCAAGAGCAGAUUAGUGGAUUAUAUCCUCACAUCAUGUGCGGGGUCUGUACCUACUAAAGGGAGACGUGCCACAGGUCUUGUUGUGCAGUCUUUGGAUGGCAGCACCAACCUUAAACUUCCUACUCUCAUAGAGUGUAACAACAUUCCGAAUGUUCGUUCCGAGAUUCCAACACCAGACGUCGCCAGAUCUUAUCCUCAUCUUCAGGACAUUGCUAAAUACAUUCCUAAUUUGGAUGACGGUAGUGAUACUCUGCUUCUUAUUGGUAGAGAUCUCAUGGAGGCACAUCAUGUUUUAGACCAACGCCUUGGUCCCAGGACCACACCUUACGCCCAACGCCUUCGUCUCGGUUGGGUUAUUGUUGGUGAGAGUUGUCUCAACGGAACACACAGACCAGAAGUUGUGAAUGUGAACAAAGUACACAUUUUGGGAAAUGGACGACCAUCUUUGUUUGAACCGUGUGUUAAUGUACUGGAUCUCAAAGAAAGCGGAUUAGACACUUGUGCGCAUUCUGCGUCGUUUAAUACCACAAAGUAUUCAAACUGCAAUAACUCCGAUAUUUUUGUGAAAACAGCUACAGACGAAAGAAUUGCGUUUUCUGUCGAAGACUCUGAAUUCUUAGAGCUUAUGGAUAGCGAAUUCCGAAAGGACUGCGACGGAAGCUGGACAGCUCCUCUUCCUUUCCGGAAAAAUAGACCCAAAUUACCAAAUAACAGAUCUCAGGCGAUGAAACGAGCAAGGAUACUGACAGAAAGCCUCCGUAAAAACACUCAGAAAAGGCAGCAUUUCACCGAGUUUAUGGAGAAGAUAUUCAUGGAAGGGCAUGCUGAGCCAGCCCCCUUGAUUAACAGUGACAAAGAAUGCUGGUAUCUUCCCUUGUUCGGGGUAUAUCACCCACAAAAGCCAGAUCAGAUCCGAGGCAUUUUUGACUCAUCUGCCAAAUUCAAUAAUAUUUCCCUCAAUGACGUUCUGAUGUCAGGACCCGACCUCACUAACCGUUUGAUUGGAAUACUUCUUCGCUUUCGUCAAGAACCCGUUGCAUUGAUGGCAGAUAUCCAGCGAAUGUUCUACUGCUUCAAAGUUGAAGGAGAACAUAGGAACUACCUUCGCUUCCUAUGGCACAAAGACAAUAACAUUGACAAUGAGAUUGUAGACUUCAGGAUGUGCGUGCAUGUGUUUGGAAACAGCCCGAGUCCAGCAGUGGCAACUUAUGGUCUAAGGAGGACGGCUAUGCUUGCAGAGAAGCAGUACGGCGCUGACAUGAGGGAGUUUGUCAAUAAGAACUUUUAUGUUGAUGAUGCCUUAAUCUCACUCCCGACUUCAAAGGAAGCCAUAAGUCUCCUAAAGCGGACACAAGAAGCUCUAAAAGCAGAAGGCAACUUGCGUUUACACAAGAUCUGCUCCAAUUCCAAUGAAGUUUUGUUAGCCUUCGACAAAGAAGACUUAGUCAAGGAACUCCGUGACCUGGACUUUGACCACGACAAUCUUCCCUUACAACGUAGUUUAGGAGUUUGUUGGAACCUGCAGUUUGAUACAUUUACUUUUCGUGUAUCCUUGAAUGAAAAACCAUUCACAAGGAGAGGUGUGUUGUCUGUGGUAAAUGGACUGUAUGAUCCGCUUGGAUUCGCGACACCAGUGACAAUUGGUGGGAAAUUACUGUUACGUGAAGCAAUGAUAGAACCAAUAGAGUGGGAUCAACCACUGUCUGAUGACUUGCGAGUCAAAUUUGAUUCUUGGAGAGACAGUCUUAUCUCUCUAGAAAACGUCAACAUCUCAAGGGCUUAUAUUCAUCAAGUUUCAGGAAGGAAGAAUCCCAAGGAUCUUCUCGUAUUUUCGGAUGCUUCCGAAAAAGCUAUCGCCACAGUAGCAUACCUGAGAACUUUUGAUGAAAACAGUACGCAACAUUUGACAUUUGUGACCGGGAAGGCUAAAGUGGCACCAAAACAUGGCCAUACCAUUCCGAGAUUGGAAUUGUGCGCAGCUGUGAUGGGAGUUGAAAUUUAUGAAACUAUUCAAGAUGAACUUGACUUGGAUCUGAAUCAAGUGACAUUUUUCUCAGACAGUAAAGUCGUACUUGGAUACAUAAACAAUGAAACCAAGAGAUUUCAUGUAUACGUCAGAAAUCGCAUCGACAAGAUCAGAAGAAUUAGCAAACCUGCACAAUGGAGAUAUGUUCCUACGGGUCUAAACCCAGCAGAUGAAGCCACACGCUCUAUACCUGCUAGAAACCUUCAAGAAAGUUUGUGGCUUAAUGGACCGCCUAGAAAACUCCUAAGUAGAUUCAGAUACUUCUUUCCCACUAGUUUCACCAGAAGAGGAUAA
Molecule: messenger RNA, 4482 nt
Organism: Ostrea edulis (European flat oyster)
Lineage: Eukaryota; Metazoa; Mollusca; Bivalvia; Ostreida; Ostreidae
Exons: 3
Coding region: 1-4482 (1493 amino acids)
Source: RefSeq, a predicted model, not a curated record